Molecule: messenger RNA, 1578 nt
Organism: Tachysurus fulvidraco (yellow catfish)
Lineage: Eukaryota; Metazoa; Chordata; Actinopteri; Siluriformes; Bagridae
Gene: rccd1
Product: RCC1 domain-containing protein 1
Exons: 8
Coding region: 100-1221 (373 amino acids)
Source: RefSeq, a predicted model, not a curated record
UUGAAUGCUGCUGAGUUCACACUGUUCCAAUAACUUAAAGGGUGUAAAAUAUAUUAAUGAAAGCCUUAGUGGUUUGUUUCUGUUAGUAGAUUAACGUCAAUGAAUUGGUUUGGUUUUGGUUUUAAUGGCUUUGGACAAAUAGACCCGCAGAGAAAAGAUGAAAAGAAAAGCAUGAAACUGCUCAGUCCUGUGGAGCUGGACUCUUUGUGUACUUGUGCUGAGACUUUUAGUAAAACAGGUUUAAAACAAAAGAUUGUUGCAUGUUGGAGCCGAAGUGCUGCCCUCCUCAUAACCGGUGAGCACCAGUGUGUCUGUGUACAUGGAGCUGACAGCAGUGGGUUGGUGUCAGAGAGUGAAGGAUGUCAGGAUGUGCUGAUCACUGAGAGCUGUUUAACCCUCAGAUUUACUCACACUGUCCAGUGCUGGAGUUUACACAGACAUGGAAGAGCACUUGUUUGGUGUGACGAACUAAACACAGCUGAAAAGACUGGGAAUGCUCUUCUGUUACCACUGGUCCCAGGGGGAUAUAUAGCCUCCAAGCCUCCAUUUUUUCGCCCCCUACCUACCCAACUGCGGUCAGUGAGCCUGGCACUGGGCACCGAGCACGCUGUUCUACUCACAGCCUCUGGGACUGUGUACACCUGGGGACAUGGCAGUCAUGGUCAGUUGGGUCAUGGCACUCUGGUGUCAGAGGAUGAGCCUCGAGCAGUAGAGGCUCUGUGGGGAGUCCCGAUGAAAUCUGUUGCUGCAGGCGGCUGGCAUUCAGCAUGCAUCAGUGCUGGAGGAGAUCUGUACGUAUGGGGUUGGAAUGAGAGCGGACAAAUUGGCCUGCCGUCAAAAGGCCUCAGAGAAGAGCGUCAGAGUGGGGAAGAAAGAAUUGAACAAGACAAACUGAAGGGGAGCAAAAAGGAAAAUGAGGGCACUGCUGAUGUGUUUAUCUCAAUUCAAGCGUUCCCUGCCCUGGUGGAUGUAUCAGAAGCAUCUGAAAUUAAGAAGGUCAGCUGUGGAUCCCGCCACACAGCGGCCAUCACCAGCACUGGUGAUCUCUUCACCUGGGGAUGGGGUCUCUAUGGCCAGUUGGGUCAUGGUUCAAGAUGCAGUUCAGAUGAACCAAAGAUUGUGGAGUUUUUCUCCAAUGGUAAAAUGAGUGUGGAGGAUGUUAUCUGUGGAUCAUGGAACACAUUUGUGGCAGCAGUUCCAAAGGAGCGUGUCCCAUCAUGACUCAUAUAUAGAUAAAUCUCUUUCUUAAGGACUUUUCCCUUUUGUCUUAAAACUGAAUAAUAAAAAGUUCAUCACAAAAAAAUAAAAUAAAGGGAAAAUACAAUCUAUUAUCAAAUAUACAAAUAUCUGUUUAAACAAACAAGUGAGUUUUAGACAUAAACGGAGAUAUUGAAAAUAUUUGCAACUACAAAGGCAGUUGAAAUAGAGAUACUGGAAACAACAACCAAAAUUACAAUUAACAUGUUAACAUAUUAGGAAUGUUGGCUGAAGAGCAAAGUGCACACAUGUUGAAAAUGAGCUGGACAUAAAAAUGUCUCUUGUUCUCAGUAGUCUUCACAACACAAUCUUGAAAGAACU